This is a messenger RNA of Caenorhabditis angaria, 474 nucleotides long. The record is from the annotation of a GenBank genome assembly. NCBI's taxonomy places the organism in Eukaryota, Metazoa, Nematoda, Chromadorea, Rhabditida, Rhabditidae.
AUGAAAUUCCUGAUCUUGUUGGUGUUCUCAAUUCAAAUCGCAUUGGUUUCAAGUGAAUCCCCGGCUGAAAAAGAUUACAAAGGUUUCGCCAUUGCUGUUCUAAAGUCUACAAUUGCAAAAAAUUUUGAUAUUCUACAUGCUGAUUUUGAAUCAUUUGACAGCGAUGGUGUAAUUAAAAAGAAAAGUGAGUUGUUUUGUUCAAUUCUUAUUUUUGUAAUUUAAAAUCACUUCACAGGCGACCAUAUAAAAGAAGGAAUCGAUGAUGAAGCAAUAUCGUAUGCUAAGGAAAAACUCAAAACACUUUUGAAUGGAGGAACUUUUGACUGGAAGAAAGUCAAUGUUCAAUUCACAAGAGAUGGUUUACUUUAUAUUAGAAAUCACGAGAAUGAUGGGAAACUUUCUUCAGUUAAAUUGGCGAUACGUGAUUCUUCAAUCGAAGGAGGUUACAAAAUGUAUCGCUAUGUUACUGUCUAA